Messenger RNA from Aspergillus ruber CBS 135680, 1935 nucleotides. Its product is annotated as Zn(II)2Cys6 transcription factor. Gene Ontology annotation, biological process: positive regulation of transcription by RNA polymerase II. Gene Ontology annotation, molecular function: zinc ion binding; DNA-binding transcription factor activity, RNA polymerase II-specific; transcription cis-regulatory region binding. NCBI's taxonomy places the organism in Eukaryota, Fungi, Ascomycota, Eurotiomycetes, Eurotiales, Aspergillaceae. The transcript is spliced from 3 exons. Gene Ontology annotation, cellular component: nucleus. The record is from RefSeq and is a predicted model, not a curated record. Bases 1 to 1935 code for a protein of 644 amino acids.
AUGUCCUUGUUAUCCAUGCAAAGUGGUUUCAUUCUCCCUCAACAGCAACAACAAGAAGACCGUCGCGACUCCAAUACCACCUCCACCACAACAGACGACGCCUUUUCCCAUCGCGCCAGUAUCAGUACCGAUGAUGACUCUCCUCGUUCCUGGGAUGGCGAAACCUCUCCUCCGAAUAUAACAACAACCGCUCCCCCUGUCGGCGCACCAUCCCAGUCGGUGGUCGAAUACACCCCCACCGCCGCGGCAAAACCUUUUACCUUUGGUCUGAUCGCUGCCCAUCACCACCAUCAGCUAAACCAACAACUACACCACCACCACCAACACCACCAAAUCCAGCCUCAUCAGUCGCACCACUUCGAUCUCGAUCCUUCUUCCUCCAUGGAUGCUGUGAUUCCCAAGAUUGAAGAAGUCGACGAGGUGGAUGUCUCUCACCACACCGCUCCAACCACCAACUCUUCGCUGACUACGCAUCAACCACCGGGUGCUCCCGUUCAUGUUCCACGGAAACGGGGUCGUCCUCGCAAACAUCCUCUGCCAGUGCCGGGUGGGCAGGUCAAGAUUACAAAGGGUCGUUCCAAGACAGGUUGUGUUACUUGCAGGCGACGCAAGAAGAAAUGUGAUGAGACCAAACCAGCGUGUUUGAAUUGUCAGAAAAAUGCCGUCGUUUGUGAAGGGUAUCCUCCCAAGGAGAUCUGGAAGAGUGGGAGACAAAAAUUGGAGGAUGCCGCCCGGGUCCAUUCCAACUCACUCAUUCCUCGUGGUCUCCCAAUCCUCAUCGAUGGUGUCGAAACCGAAAUCGAUCGUCGCUUCCUCGAUCACUUCGUCUUUGGGUUCAGUCGCGUUUUGACCCUCAUCAACGAUGAUUCCAAUCCCUUCAAAGAAAUCCUCCUCCCCAUGGCCACACAACAUCGCGGUCUCAUGCACUCGCUCAUGUGUCUCGCCGGUUCGCAUUUGUCUGUCCUCGACCCUGAGCCGAUGCUAAAGGAGCGCAAAUACUACCAUUUCCAUCGAGCGAUUCGCGACCUGAAAGACAACAUCACAGCCUCAUCCAAAGCGAGAGCAUCAUCAUCCGAGGGCGAAGCUGAUCUCCUGGUCGAGGAUCCCAUCAUUGCGUCCACCAUUGCGCUCAGUUUGAACACCAUUUGUGAAGGAGAGACCAAUGGCGAGUACCGACCGCAUAUGGACGCCGCCCGAUACCUACUGGUGACACAAAGACCGCGCAACGAGAAGUUCCGGCAAUUCAUCGUCGAAUUCUUCCAGUACCAUGAUGUCUCGAAUGCCAUCACCUCCCUGGACCGACGGCCAGCCCAUUUGAAUGGCGAUUUGCGACUGCCCGACUUUGUUCCUCAUGCGCAGGCGGGUAUGUUCCUAGGUGUGUUUGAUGGCUUGUUCAACUACAUCUCCGAGGUCACGCGGUUACGGGACCGGAUUCGGCAGCGACACCAGGAAGGCUACGAGCCUGCCGUCGACUAUGAGAUCCUGAGCGACGCCGUUUCGAUCGAUUCGGCCAUCCGCGUCUGGGAGACCUCGCACAUUCCCGACACGGCCAACUGGUACCUGGCACAGCUGUAUCGACAAUCGACAUGGGUGUACCUCUAUCGAACUAUCCGGCCUUCGCGACCAAGCGACAAAAUAGCGCAGGUAGUCGAUGAUGGUUUGGCCUACUUGGACCAGUUGCCGCAAGAUGCUGGAGCAUACAGUAUUGUACUGAUGCCACUGUUCCUAUUGGGAUGCUCCGCGUUCGUCCCACAUCAACGCGAACGGAUCAAGAAUGGAUUUGAUACUCUUAAAGCCUAUUCCAACCUCCGCAAUAUCGAUCAGGCCUUGCUGGUAGUCCAGCGGGUGUGGGAGGUAAUGGACACCAACAUCGACGAGAGUUGGGACUGGGAGAAGAUUAUCAAGGAUAUGAACAUGGAUUUUCUUAUCACUUGA